UGGCUAAAAGUAAACCGCAUGCGUAUCGCCGUGGAUGAAUGGCCUGAUGUUUACUAUUGAUAAUACAGGCGAGAUAUUGAGUGUUAAUAGAUAGAAUCUUUGAAAUUAAAAUUUUCUUUAGCAAUUAACAUUAUAUCUUUGUUACGUGAGUAGUAUAAAAAAAUUUGAAUUUAAAAUGGAUAAUGACAGCGAUUCCGAUGUAGGUGAUCUUUUAAAUGAUUUAUUAGCUAAUGGCGACACAGAAGAAAAUCAGGAACCACCAUCAAAAGUUGCAACACUGAAAGAAUUGGAUUUUAAUUUCUUAGAUAAUAUACCUGAAAUAAGCAAUGAAAACAAGUCAGUAAAUCAGAAAAAUAAGAGUGAAGUUCAUGAUGAUAAUAUUGAUUCUUCUGAUGAUGAGGAUAGGCGCUACUUUGAGGAACAAAAAUACUCUAACUAUGGUCGUGAUAUAAAAUCUUUGUUAAAGAAAGAAACUGCUAAGAAAAGUAAGAGUACACCACUGCCUCAUGAAACCAGUUCAAAAACCUAUGACUUUAGUGUUAAAAAACAAAGUACAAAUGUAAAUACAACUAGUAAUAAUAACAAUACUAUAUCAAAAGAUGUUUACAGUGAUCCAUUCUUUGGAUUGAGAAUUGUUACUCCGACUGUGUCUUCCUCAGAAUUAAAGACACGCAUGAAUGGUAAAAUGCCAGUAACAGUGUCAAAAAUUAAAUUUCACAUUAAUUCAGGGAACUUAGACAGCGAUUGGGUAAUUGCAGGGGUACUAGUAAGUAAAUCUCCAACAAAAACUUCUCAAAAAGGAAGUUCAUAUGUAAUAUGGAAACUAAGUGAUUUAUCUGAGAACAUAAAUACAGUAUGUGUUUUUAUGUUCAAUAGUGCAUAUAAAACAUUUUGGAAAACUACUGUUGGGACUGUGAUAAGUAUUCUUAAUCCUAAUAUCUUAGAAUCAAGAGACAGUACUGAUUUAGCCACACUGUCUACUGAUAAUUCUCAGAAGAUCAUGAUUCUUGGUAAGUCCAAGGAUUUAGGAAAAUGUAGAGCAGUGAAAAAAAAUGGAGAUCCAUGUAAUUCCAUUGUGAAUACUAAUUGCUGUGAAUUUUGUGUAUAUCAUGUUCAGCAAGAAUAUAAAAAGUGCUCUCGUAGAGCAGAACUUCAAGCAUAUAGUAAUACACAGAAAUUUUCAGUAGACAUGUUAAAAGGUAAAAAUUCACAAAAAAAACCACUUAAUGGUAAUAAUUGUAUGCCAGAAUUUCAAGCUGUUGUUGCAGUAAAAAGUAAAAAACUAGAAGAUAGAGAUGCCAAACGUUUAGCACUACUUUCAGGUAGUCAGAAGACUGAAAACUUUAGUACAAAACUAAUGAACCAUGAAACUUGCAAAACAGUAGAGUCAUCAGAACAAAUAAAAAGAAAGUUUGAAGAAAUACACAAAUCGAGAGGUUGGAAAGCGGCUGUACUAUCUCAAUCGUCAAAUGAACAACCUGUACAUUUAUCAUCUGCAUUAUUGAAGUCAAAUACUGGUAAACUGAAUGAUGUAAGAAAAAAAGAUUUGAGCAUACCUUCUUCUUCUCCAUCAAGUCCACGUUUAGGUAUUAGUUGCCUAGGAGGAACAAUAGAUUUGUCACAACCUAUAACUAAAAAACAAAUUAACGUAGCUAAGAGUAAUGCAAUUAAAUGGAUACAAGAAAACGGAAAAAUUAAACCUACGGAUCCUAAUAAAACACGAUUAAAUAAAGAGGAAAAAAUAGAAAAGGGGAAGAAGCGACCCAGAGAAUCAGAAAAUUCUGAACAGAUAACGAAAAAACAAAAUGUACUAUCAGAUAAAUUUAAAGAAAUGCUGCAUGCUAAAUCAAAUCAUACUGAUCUCAUUGAAAAAUCUUACGAACAAGAGAAGGAGAAAUAUUUCAAUAAGUUAGAAAUGAAAGAAAGAAUGGAGGAGAAAAUGUCGACUACUUAUAAAGUCUCUUGUAAAGCUGUUAAAUGUUUAGUUUGCAAGUACUCAUCAUUUUCUGCUUCUGAAAUGUGUAAAGAGCAAAAGCAUCCAUUGCGUGUUACUGAUGCAAUGAAGAGAUUCUUUAAAUGUGGAGAUUGUGGAAAUAGAACUGUAAGUUUAGAUAGAAUACCUUCACAUAGUUGUAUAAAAUGUAGCAGUUCAAAUUGGAUAAAAGCUGCAAUGAUGGAUGAAAGGAAAACAAAUGUUCACGUCAUCCCAUUAUCUAUACGUGGUGACGAAGAAACACAUUUAGGAUCAGUAAUUACAGAUGCCAGUCUUAAUCUCUUGGUACCAGAGAAAGAUGACAAAUAAUAUCAUGUUACA
Molecule: messenger RNA, 2314 nt
Organism: Dufourea novaeangliae
Lineage: Eukaryota; Metazoa; Arthropoda; Insecta; Hymenoptera; Halictidae
Gene: Mcm10
Product: protein MCM10 homolog
Exons: 2
Coding region: 176-2302 (708 amino acids)
Biological process (GO): DNA replication initiation; DNA replication
Cellular component (GO): nucleus; replication fork protection complex
Molecular function (GO): single-stranded DNA binding; DNA replication origin binding
Source: RefSeq, a predicted model, not a curated record